Molecule: messenger RNA, 693 nt
Organism: Exophiala oligosperma
Lineage: Eukaryota; Fungi; Ascomycota; Eurotiomycetes; Chaetothyriales; Herpotrichiellaceae
Exons: 2
Coding region: 1-693 (230 amino acids)
Source: RefSeq, a predicted model, not a curated record
AUGUCUGAGCCCCAGGAGCUCGCGGUUCUUCGAUCAACAAGUCUGCGCAAGGAAGUUGCUGUUGCGCGGGCGCCGCCGGUAGCAGUGCACAAGCUUCGCACGGCAGUGGCCAGAAGAGAUGGAAAGGGGAAACAAUACCUCUUGAACAUUAGGGAUGGUCAGAGCGGUGGGGAGAUUAUGCAAAUGUGGAAUGAUAUGGAAGUCCAUUCCAAAUUUGUGGUUUGGUGGCACAAGAUUCUGGCCAUGAGACCGGCCAUCUUCGAAGGUACCGUAACGAUGCAAAACGACUCAGAUCUCGAGGCGGAACGUAUUUCAUGCUUCAUUGCCAUGGGUACCCUUCAAGAAUUGCCGCAGCAUACUUUCGCCUAUUCAAAGCCGGGAGAGUUCCUCAGCUGGGCUGGUUUCGUCCAUGACAACGCUCGCUUCUACCAGGCGGCCAAUGGAGGCUUUGGCAUGCAAAAGGCGCUGAUUCUGGCAUGGAAGACUGACAAGCUUCUUGUCGGCGUCAUCACUGCCAUCCUCACUCUAGUCAGCAUCGCCAUUGGGAUCAUCAUCGGAAUGGCGUGCCACAAUGCUGGGUUGGGGAUUGGCGUCAGCGCUACCAUAUUCACGCUGCUUGCUUUCCUGGCUUUCGUACUGAACAAGUCGAUGAAGUAUGCUAUUACCCCGUUCUCCGCCGGCAGAUCCAUCUGA